This is a messenger RNA of Suillus discolor, 207 nucleotides long. RefSeq lists its product as uncharacterized. The annotation marks the transcript as partial. The record is from RefSeq and is a predicted model, not a curated record. The transcript has a single exon. Lineage: Eukaryota; Fungi; Basidiomycota; Agaricomycetes; Boletales; Suillaceae.
AUCACAAUUGUUGACUCUUCGGGUGUUGACACAUCAUCUAUUCAGUAUUGUCAAUACAUGGGCGCCCAAACUCCAGACAAACAGCUGUUUCAAAUUGGACUGUUUGCGGCAUCAUUCACCUGCCCGAAGACAGCAUUUACUUUUGCUUUGUUAGACAAUUUCAUCUUGGACAAUUUAGAGUGCAGUGUUAGUUAUAUGAUUAUUCAC